AUGUCCAAAAUGUUCAGGAAAGUCAAGGAAGGCAAGGAGAAACUCAAGGAAAAAUUCUCCAAGAAGAAAGAUACAUCAUCGCAAAGUCUGCCACUUGCAGGGGCCUCUGCCACAACCACGCUGCCAUCGUCAAGUUGGGACACGGGACUCAACACGGGGCUCAGCACGUGGAAUGGUGUUCUGAGCUUGUUGAGUAUCGCUGAAAAGACUCUCGAUAGUGUCCCGGUUCCUGGACUCAAGAGCGCGAUCAGUGGCUUCCUUGAAGUAGUCAAUCAGUUGAAACAAGUUAGUGGCAACGCCGAUGCGAUCAGUCAACUCGAGAACAGUGUCAAAUUCUUUAACCGGUCCGUAUCGGAGCCGCUGGAACAGUAUAAGGGAAAAGGUGCUGUUCCACCCGAGCUUGCCCAAGCAAUCGAUGCAUUGUCGGCUAAUCUGGAUGAGGUUAUCUCGCCCUUAAAAUCGCACCAGGGCCAAAGUCGUGUUCAGCGGUGGGCGGAUCGUAACAAAAUCGGCGGCGAUGUCCAGGAAGCUGGGGAAGGGAUACGUGAUGCUGUGAGGGCCUUUCAAGUAAGUUUUCUCCACGACGUGUAAGCCAUGCAUCAAACGUUAAUUAAUGGACAUAGGCUGCGCAAGUAGUUCGACUUGCCUUAGGGAUUGAGGUGCGGUUCGGUUUACAGUUAUCCUCCUAGCUCCCAAGCUAACCAAUA
Molecule: messenger RNA, 707 nt
Organism: Cantharellus anzutake
Lineage: Eukaryota; Fungi; Basidiomycota; Agaricomycetes; Cantharellales; Hydnaceae
Exons: 3
Coding region: 1-591 (196 amino acids)
Biological process (GO): cell surface receptor signaling pathway
Source: RefSeq, a predicted model, not a curated record